This is a messenger RNA of Fragaria vesca subsp. vesca, 1055 nucleotides long. Its product is annotated as nitrogen regulatory protein P-II homolog. Gene Ontology annotation, molecular function: enzyme regulator activity; ATP binding. NCBI's taxonomy places the organism in Eukaryota, Viridiplantae, Streptophyta, Magnoliopsida, Rosales, Rosaceae. The coding region runs from base 85 to 678 and encodes 197 amino acids. The record is from RefSeq and is a predicted model, not a curated record. The transcript has 8 exons. Gene Ontology annotation, biological process: regulation of nitrogen utilization. Gene Ontology annotation, cellular component: cytosol; chloroplast thylakoid.
CCACAUAAGGGCAGAGCAUAAAAGAUUAACCUUCCCACGCGUCGUUUGAAACCUUGAAAAUUGAACCUAGCUGUACUGUGAAACAUGGCCACAAUGAUGAAACCAGGCGCGAUUUGCACCUUUAAUUCUCACCUGAAGGAGCUUCCUAUUUUCGAUUCGAGCUCGCUCCGUCCGAGCCUCAGAAAUUCUGGGUUCAAUCCCCGUAAUGUGAAUCUAAAACAGGCCAGAAAUGCGUCACUUGUUCCCGUCAUAAGAGCCCAGGCUUACCCUGAUUAUUUCCCGGACUCCAAGUUUUACAAGGUGGAAGCAAUUCUAAGGCCUUGGAGAGUUCCGCAGGUUUCUACGGCCCUGCUUAAAAUCGGUAUCCGCGGUGUUACCAUAUCUGAUGUUCGGGGCUUUGGUGCUCAAGGCGGUUCGAAAGAGAGACAGGGCGGUUCUGAAUUUGCUGAAGACAAUUAUGUCGCUAAAGUUAAAAUGGAGAUUGUAGUGAGCAAAGACCAGGUUGAAGCAGUAGUUAGCAAGAUUAUUGAGGAGGCAAGGACUGGAGAAAUUGGUGAUGGCAAGAUCUUCUUGGUGCCAGUUGCAGAUGUAAUUAGAGUUCGCACUGGGGAGCGCGGAGAGAAGGCGGAGAAAAUGACAGGAGGGCGAUCUGACACAGUCCAUGCCUCUGCUGCAUGAUCCAUUUGGGUUGAACUUAGAUAUCACAUUUGAGCAUCCACUUUUCCCUUGUAUAUCAGAGCUUAGAAGACUUUUUUUUGGUGUGUUAUGUGGUUGGAAGUGAAAAAUAAGGUGUAAUACUAGUAAUGUAGCUUCUCUCUAAGAAUGCAAUCAUUGGAAAAUAUUCUGUAGUUCUGUUGCAAUAAUGUAGUUAGCUAAUCGGUAAUCCCCGCUUAUGUAUUAAUCAAGAAAAGGAUUGCAAAAUUUCUUCGUCCCCUUGUAAACUUUGGCCUGUAACAGUUUGGUCCCGGUCCCAGUCCCAUUGUGUUUUCAUUGACAUGUGGAUUGUUAGUGAGUCGUGACUUGGUUGAUAAUGGAUUACCAGACGAAUUACCUUC